GACGGACACUCCUCGGCAAUUUAGGGAGACGUUUGUGCGUCUGACCUUUCCUUAUUUGCCGCCGUUUAUCAGACGCGUUUUGAACUUUCCGUCGGCGGUUUUCGCACCCAAUAUCGGCUCCCGGUACGCGGUUUUUGUGUACGUCGUUAUUGGCACCAUCGCGUGUAUUUACGGCUCGAAACUUGCACGGAUUUCGGAUUCUCGCGAGGUGACAGCGGCGCAGUUGGCCAAACCGAAUCACUCGUGCGCUGGUACAGUCGGUGGGAAAAGUUUCCGAUAAUUUCCAAGUGUCAAUAGUACACUCAACCCUGAAAACGUUGAAGCAGAGAUGCGGACUGCGUGAAGUCGGCCGGACAAUUGGAGACCGCGAUAUUCGAGACACCGUUCGAGAGGAAGAGGCUGAAACACAAUGGGAAACUCAGGGCUGAAGCAGCAAUACGACACUGCGAGUAAAACCGGUGUGUUGAACUUGUCUAACAAAAAACUUGACGAGUUUCCACAGGGAUUGAAGGCGUUGGAAUCCGUUCUUAGGAUACUCGACCUUUCGGGAAAUAAAUUCGCCAAGCUGCCGAACGAUAUUGGCGACUUUAAUUCGCUGAAGAAUUUAAACGUCAGCCACAACAAACUUGGCACUUUGCCCGAUGUGCUCGGGAGGCUUGGAAAGUUGGAAAACUUGAACGCUAGUUUCAAUCAGAUAAGAGUGCUGCCGACGUCGAUGUCGAGGCUAACGAUGCUGAAGCAGGUCAACCUCUCCGACAAUCAAAUAAACGAAUUUCCGGGGGUCUUCAGCGGCCUGAAACACCUCGACGUCCUUGACCUUUCGAAAAACAAACUGACCGUCGUGCCGGACGAGGCUUCGGGGCUUCACGUAAUCGAGCUGAACCUCAACCAGAACCAGAUAUCAUCGAUUUCCGAAAACCUCGCCGAAUGUCCACGUCUCAAGACUCUUCGACUCGAGGAAAACUGCCUUCAACUCGCCUCGAUUCCCGCUCGCAUUCUUAGGGACUCCAAGGUCUCGACACUCGCGCUUGAGGGAAAUUUAUUCGCUAUGAAAGACUUUGCUUCCUUGGAAUUUUACGAGCAGUAUAUGGAAAGGUACACCGCUGUCAAGAAGAAAAUGUUUUAAUUCAACCAAGAUGAAGUUAGCAACGUUACUGUAACGAUGCAUGUUUAGGAGAAGUCAUCGUUAUUUCACGUUUUUAGGAUCGUCUGAAAUUAUCAGGCUGAAGUUUGUAACGUUAAUGUAAUGAUGCAUCUUUGGAAAAAGUCGUUAAUUCGCAACUCUAGGAUUAUUCAGAAUUUCGUAAACUGUUAAUACAGCAUCGAUAAACUCAGAUUUUGUAAAUUCAACUUCUUCGGAUAGUCCAAAGGUGCAAAAUAGUAAAUUCUGUUUCAACGUUUCGAUACAUUAACGUUACUAACUUCAGCCUCGUCUGAAAUUUGGUUUUUCUGAUGUUUCGUUACGCCAACCUUGCUAACUUCAGCCUCGUUUCCUUCAAGGAAUUGAGUCAGUUCAAUGCUGCAACGAGGAAUUGUCCAAACUUUCUGCAUGAGAAAUUGGGUAAGAAGAAAAAAAAAACACUGCUUAACAAUUUUCUGGCGGUAACAUUAACGCCAAUGAUGGUUAAUAUGAAAGGAACAAGAUUCUCAAUAUGUGAAAGAAAUGAAUCUUAGCAACUUCAAAUAGCAAAAGCUAAGUUAUAACAGCAAUCCGAGAAAAUGCUUCAUUUCAAAUUUUCGAAGUUAUUAAACUCUAGUGUUUCUUAAGUGAUUCGAAUGUUUUCGGGAUUCAUUUGUUUACCACAGAGGUCUCCAGAAAUCGCUGAAAAAAAUUAAUAAACAGUCAAAUCCAACGCAGAUGAAGAUAGAUUUUUGAAAGUACGUUACAACAGAUGCUCGUCAACAAUUAAUAUUCUCGCGGUCUAACUAUGCUGAAAUGUAAAAUUUCUUGAACGUUUCUUGGGACAAUUUGUAGGGAUCCGGUCAGCGAUCAAAAUGAGCCCGAAAACGUAAAAAAUCGGGCGAAAAAUACUGGGGCCUAAUCAUUGAUAUCUUGUUGAUAUUUCAGCUAGUGUUAUUCAAAUUUGCUCAGAAUCCUUUUUAUUACAUGAUAAGGAAGUUGUAUCCUUCGUGUUCGCUACUAUUGGUGCAAUUAACAUCGCUGGAGAUUAAUUGUUUUUUUCUCUUUUCCUAACUUUGGACUCAAAUUGUUCGGCUGAUUUGUCGUCAAAGUUGUGAUGAUCUCAUCAUAGUAAUUGAUUUACCAAUUCGCGCUUGAAUAUUAAUAACGUUUCUGUAAGGGGUAUAAAACGAAAUAUAGAAUACGAUAAAAACCAAAAAAAAUGAGAUUUCACGACGAAAAAUACGUCAAGGAAUCGGAACACUUAUUAGGAUUACUCCCACGAGUUUAUUUACCUUGUAUAUAAUGUGUAUAUUUUUACUUAAUAUUUUCUACAUGUCGAUUUUAUUAAUAUAUUAUUACUGCAUUGUCAAUCCCAAAUCCGAUGCAGUUUCCUGUAAUUGUUUUUUUCUGAUUGCGUUUCUUCUUUGGGAAAAAUUAAUACCGGAAUAUUAUUGAUCACAACAUGGUUGUUGCACGCUGCACAGGCGAUAUUUCGUACAGUUCGAUAAAUUUCGAACACUCCUUGAUCAAUGAAUCGCGUGUCAAGCACCUGUCGAUUGUAUUCUGCACGAAAUAUUCGAUAGAAUUUAUAUCUUGAAUGUUGUCCAUAAUAUUAUCGUACAACUCAAAUGCACAAUAUUCAACUUAGCUUACAGUAUUAAUAAACGAUGCGCACUUUAUUUUCCUAAUGCAACGUAUGUGUUUAAUUUUUAUUGAUAGGCCGAAACUAACUACGAAGAAGAAAAUCCCUUCUGAAAAACGAAAACGUUAAUUGGAAAUUACAAAUGAGGUUGAAAGACGUCACGUCAUUGUAACGAUGCAUUUUCAGAAAAUCUCGAAUUGUCUGAAAUUCAGUAAAUCAUAAUACACCGUUAACAAUAUUGCCAUAUACCCAUAUAUCGCGAACUUAAUUCCUUGAAAGUUACUCUGAAGUUGCAAAAUAAUAAUCUUUCUUUCAACUUUUCAUUGCUUUAACGUUACCUAUACCUUCGACCUCGUUAUUAUAUACGCUGCAAAAUCCUUCAUGUAGAAAUGUGUAUAUGUAUAAAUAAUGUAUAUAUUUUAUAAAUAGCAGUGAACUUGGCGGAUGCUCGUCACUGAUUCAUCGGCCGAUACCUGAUAGACAUAUUACGAUUGUCACUAAUAACGUUUUGAGACCAUCGGUGUUGAGAGUCAUUUCCUACGAAUGCUUUUUAUAUCGUGUAUAUUAUGAGAUCAAAGCUUUGAAAUAUUUCCUCACGUAUAAUUUGUGUGUAUGUUUGUCUACACGAAAGGUAAGAAAUAUGAGACACCAUUGAUAUGCUUAGUUUAUUGUAUAAAAUAAAAUUGUACAACACGUAUCUAUAGCCGUAACAGUGAAUUCACCAAUAAAAUGUAAUAUUUAUUUUCUA
Molecule: messenger RNA, 3513 nt
Organism: Neodiprion virginianus
Lineage: Eukaryota; Metazoa; Arthropoda; Insecta; Hymenoptera; Diprionidae
Product: leucine-rich repeat-containing protein 57
Exons: 1
Coding region: 410-1126 (238 amino acids)
Molecular function (GO): protein binding
Source: RefSeq, a predicted model, not a curated record